GAAACAGAAGUUGAAAGUAAAAAUUAGGGUUUUGUUUGUUGCCGAUCAAAGAGGAUGAUUUACGAGGUGAAUUCGCCGCUUUUCCGAUCGUUCCUGAGCCAGAAGGGAGGCGCAUCUGAGAAGAGGAAAACAACAGAAGAGCAGAAGCCCAAGGAACAGAGGCCAAAAGCAAGUGACAACAAGCCUGUUAUGAAUGAAUGAGAAUAUCUGGAAGCAACUCUUUUACAACAUGUACUGCAUUUCACAUUUAAAUACAUCAUAAGAUAUUUUAUACUUUACUUCUAUUGGUUUUAAUUUCCGAUCCAAUGCACUUACAUUUUGGGACUAA
This is a messenger RNA of Solanum pennellii, 328 nucleotides long. Its product is annotated as wound-induced basic protein-like. The transcript has 2 exons. NCBI's taxonomy places the organism in Eukaryota, Viridiplantae, Streptophyta, Magnoliopsida, Solanales, Solanaceae. The record is from RefSeq and is a predicted model, not a curated record. The coding region runs from base 55 to 201 and encodes 48 amino acids.